Trypanosoma theileri is the source of this 585-nucleotide messenger RNA. RefSeq lists its product as uncharacterized. Lineage: Eukaryota; Euglenozoa; Kinetoplastea; Trypanosomatida; Trypanosomatidae. Bases 1 to 585 code for a protein of 194 amino acids. The transcript has a single exon. The record is from RefSeq and is a predicted model, not a curated record.
AUGAGCGGUUCCCAAGCGCUUCGCCGCCUCUUAUUUCUUGAUGUAGAAGACGGAUCUGUCGCUCGUCGUGGGUAUCACUUUAGCGGUACAUACGAACCACUACUUUACUCCACCACUCUUGAUCAACCAGCGGCUGUUAAUCCCCGUAGUGCCUUUCGAUUUUCCUGUUGUUGUCUUCUUUCUUGUUUCCUCGGAUGUCUAACGAUGAAGGCACGUAAUAUGGAACGAUGGUGGUUGGGUCUAUUCUUUAUGGGUGGAAUGUAUUACAACGGGGUGAAGGCGCAUAAGGUGAACAAUGGUUUAGUUGGCCACCAAAGUGGUUUCUUCGCUGCGGGAAUGGGUGUAAUGGGGUGCAGCGCCCGACUGAUGGUGCGUGCAGGUAGUGUGCGAAACAACACUUUGUUGCUUCUCUUAUUUUCCACAUUGAUGUGGUAUGAAGUGGGAAGAUAUCAUUUGUGGGCAGAACAUGUGUCGGAGUUUCGUCGAGAGGUGGUUCCAGGUCGUACAUACAAUCUCUUAACAGAGUACGUUCCACAGGACAUAGAGACAGAGUUUCUCCCAUAUCGCUCGAUUUCAUCCCAAUAA